AUGCGCAUUACCUCGGCCGUGCUCGCCCUGGCUGCCGCGGGAGCUCACGCCGCUCCUGCUCCUGCUCCCGCUCCUGCAGCAGAGGCUGUCCCCUGGUGCUGGCGGCCCGGAGAGCCCUGCUGGAAGGUCAAGAGAGUUGCCGAAGCCUUCUCCGAGUCCCUCAAGUCCUCGGGUGCCCUGAAGGAGCGCGCCCCGGAGGCCGAGUACAGCAACUCCCCCGGCGGGGCCGCUUACACGGCCAAGAGGUCGCUCAACGAGCUUGCCCACGUGGCUGCGUUGACUGCUCGCGAGCCUGCCGAGUUCUACCGUGACUUGGAGCUCGAGGCCCGGUUCGGAGCCGACGAGGGGCUCGACAAGAGAGAGGCAACCCCGGACCCCUGGUGCUGGCGGCCGGGCAUGCCUUGCUGGAAGAGAGACAGCAGCAACGAGCCGGUCCCCAUGAAAGACAAGCGUUGGUGCAACCGGCCCGGAGAGCCCUGCUGGAAAGCCAAGAGAGCCGCAGAGGCCGUCAUGAGCGAGAUCGGGCAAGUUUCCAAGAGGGACGACGGCGGCGACGGCAACGGCGGCGACCACCCGGAUCACGGCGGACACUUCCCCGGCUACUGCAACGGUCCAAACGUCUUGUGCUGGAAGAAACGCGAGGCGAGCCCCGAUCCCGACGCCGAAGCCGAGCCUCAAUGGUGCUGGCGGCCAGGCGAGCCAUGCUGGAAGGCCAAGCGUGAUCUUCACGCUCUGCAACUCGCCGCCCGCAACGUUGUCGAGGCUCUUGAAUGA
Messenger RNA from Metarhizium album ARSEF 1941, 774 nucleotides. Its product is annotated as clock-controlled pheromone ccg-4 precursor. The record is from RefSeq and is a predicted model, not a curated record. The coding region runs from base 1 to 774 and encodes 257 amino acids. The transcript has a single exon. NCBI's taxonomy places the organism in Eukaryota, Fungi, Ascomycota, Sordariomycetes, Hypocreales, Clavicipitaceae.